AACUAAAUUCAAGAGGCAGUGGAAUGGCUACUCCAAGCCGAAAUGUAGAGGUUAGGUUGAAUAUUGUACGAAAAUAACAAUAAAUUAUUGCUAAAUAACACGCACAAACAAAACAAACUAGUGAUUAAACAAUUUACAGUAACUUUUUACAUCCUGUUAUUGGAUAAUUUCAAGUGCCGCUGAUUAUUUAAUGGCAAGUCGUUGGAAACUUGUAAGAAAUCUUCAGCAAUACGCAAUCGUUCUCAGCUGCUGUCGAAUUGCAAAUUCAUCACAAGCUUCCAACAAAUUCGCAAAUACUUCCCAAUAUAGAAUUACAGGCAUUAACCAUUCCAAACCAUUUUGUCGAAACGUGACUCGUGAGAUGGCAGACCUCUUGAGCCAAGUGGCGGACGUCGACAUAGACGCCAACGGCACGUUCAAGUAUAUCUUGAUCCGGGUCUACGGGCCUGACACCACCGACAACUCAGACCCCCCGUCCAAGCUCAUAGUGCGCGGAUACCAGCGCGCAUCCUACCAUGUUGAUAUCUACGAAGAGGUGCAGGCGAAACAGCUGAAGCAGCUGGGCCUGGAGUGUGAGUGCGAGGGUGGCGGCCGCAUCAAGCACGACAGAGACGAGAAGAGGUUGCUGGUCUAUGGCUACUCACAGGGCUUUGGCCGCGCCAACCAUCAGCUGGCCGUUGACCUUCUCAAGGUCAACUUUCCCGGCUACGAGGUCACCUGGACCAACGACGGUUACUGAUCAGCUGAUACUAGACUCAUCGCGACCAUUCUCAUGCCACAUAGAUAAUCUUAAGAUAAAUCUCAAAGAACCAAUUAAAUUAUAUUAUAAUUUACUUAUUAUUUAUUAAAAUUUAUUUUAUAAAUCAUUGUAAUUGAUAACUUCUGUCUUAAGGAGCUGAAGUGAGGUCCACGUUAAAAACUGAUUAACAUUGGUGUUGCUAUCCUUGUCCGUCAUAAGACAGAGCAGAUAUAUCUAUUAUCUGUCCUUUUCUAGCUCCAUAGCCAGAUUGUUUUCAACAAUGUAAAAAUAUUAUUACUUAUUACUAGACUCAUCGCGACCACUCUCAUGCCAGAUAGAUAACGUUGAGCUAAAUCUCAUAAAAACAAUUAAAUUAUAUUAUAAUUUACUUAUUAUGUAUUACUUAUUCGUUAUAUUACUUAUUAUUGAUUACAUAUUUUAAAUGUGUAAUUUCAAUUAUAAAGAUUUAUUAUAUAAUUGAAAUAUAUAUCUUCUAGUCAAAUAAAGUAUAAUUUAUCUUCAUUUUUGAACUAUUUGACGACACUACAGUCUAAUUUUUUCAUUUAAUACGUUCAUAACGUGGGCCUUAAUGUAGUAGAAAAGUGGGCGUCGUGAGUCAUCAAACAGCUUAUAGAUAUUUGACCUGUCUAUAAAUCUUGGUUAAUAGCAUCAAUGUUAGUCGCUGGUUAACUACUUUAUAUGUUUAUUUGAUAUUUUAUUCAAUGAAAAUGUGAGACUGGAGAAUUUAUUUCUUCAUCAGUAAGUUACUGCAAGCAGCAAUAUUUACUAUUUUUUUUAAUUAGUUACGUUUAUAACGUGGACCUCACUGUAGAAAAGGGGGUGUCGUGACGUCAUCACAUAAACUAAGAUCAGCUAAUAAAUUUGAUCUCUUGUCUAUAAAUCUUGGUUAAUAACACCACGUUCAAGUGCUGGUUAACUAUUAUGUUUAUUUGAUAAUUUAUUCAAUGAAAGUGUGGGACUGGAGAAUUUAUUUGUUCACCAGUAAGUUACUGCAAGCAGCAAUUUACUAUAAGCUUAUUCUACAAGAUAAUUCCACGAAACUGUAGAACCCACUAUCACCAGCGAGUGAGGAGGAGUCACAAACUACAGGAACAGCUGACUUCAAGAUGUGUUUACAGUAGCCAAGCACAGGACGGCAUUUAAUUGAUUAAGUAGUGCAUGUCUAGUGUAUGUGCACCUUACAGUCAGCUUUUUGUAUUGAAGGACUUUUCACUUGCUGGUAACGGUAAGAUUGUGACUAUUUCAUUUUACUGUCAAUGACGCUUUCUAGGUCUUCCCAAUAAAUAAAUAAAUAAUGCAAGCCUUGACAAAUGAAUGAAUGGUGAUGGCUUCACUUCAAAAUGACUUAAGGAAUUUAUCAAAUGAUUCAGACAAAAUUUUGAAUUAAAUCCUUGCUACUGAUUUAAUGUAAAGAAAGCUUGAGAUUGGAAGGUCAACCAACCAGGUUUACCACUGAAACCUGUAAAUUAAAAACAUGACUGAUCAGGUAUCCUAUAGCAGGCAUAUUAGGUCCAGAUUAACUUUAAGGCUGUGCAAAACCAUUUUGGGAACAUUUUACUGGUGGCACUUCAAUUUUUUUUUCAUUUGUAUGGUAACAAGUUAUCAAAAUGAAAUGAAUUUCUGAAAAAAAAUUUUUUGUCCAUCAGUUUAUGAGAUAUGGGUACCUAAAGUUGAAAUUGUUGUGCCAGAACACGUUCAAAUCGGUAGCAGAUAGAAUCAAGUAAUUUUGACAGUGCAUGUUUUAAUGUAUUGUUCAUGAUAUAAAAUACUAAAUUCCCCAAAACAUCAAUUUUGUAAAAAAUUGUUUUUCCAAACCAAUUUUUUAUGGAGUGACCAAAUUUGCAGAAAAAUUUAUUAAUACCUUAUUUAAAUUUUUUAAAUCUCUUCUACUUAUUGAGAAAAUAAGGUAACUUGAAAAAUGGUACUUGAACUAAAUUUCAAGGGCCAAUUUGGCCAUUUGAUCCGUCGGGAAUCAGACUCUACCACCAAAGAGAAUACAGGUAUAUUAAGUAUAUAAACACCAGACUAUAUAUUAGCACGAUGGAAUGCAGUCUUCUAAUGUUGCCAGUUCUACAUGUCCGAAAAGAGUGAGAGCACCCACUAACUCAUCAUUCUCUCUUUUUCUUUUACCCAGUUUUGACAAGAAUAGGUCUUUUCCCCAAGGGGAAGUAUUGAUAAAUGCAGAGCUCAUUCAAAAAAGUUCUUUUCUUUCUUCAUAUCAAAGUUUGAACUACCCCAGAUGGAGAGAAAUAGGGAAAUAGUCAGUCUUUCAUGAAAGAACUCACCCCUAAUGAAAACUCUAUUCACAGUUACAGGCUUCCGUAACUAAUUGAUUGUUGUAGGUUUAGGGGCUGGCCUGAAAAUGUUCCUAGCCCUGCUGAAACGUUUCGAGAGCUAGACACUUAAACUGUGUAGAUCCACUUUUAAUUGUCAGCAUUACUUAUGAAUAACAUCAAUGCUUCCCAUCCAGUCAAUGCUGACCGUGUCAGGUACUCUAUAGUGUGGAUCACUUUCAACAGUCAGCAUUCCUUAUGAAUUACAUCAAUGUUUCACCUUGAACUAAUGCUGACAGUGUCUCACUGUAAGGCAGCUUGGUUGUGUGUCAGCCUACCUUGUGAAUAACAUGGAAGCUCGUCACGUUCAACUAAUGCUGACAUUUUAGAGUGAAUCUCACAAUAGAGCAGAUUGGUUGAGUGUCAGCAUACAUCGUGAAUGAUAUCAAAGUUGUUCCCGUUCAAUUAAUGCUGACAUUUUAAGAUGAAUGCCACCAUAGAGUAGCUCCGUUGUGUGUCAAAAUACUUAUAAAUAGCAUCAAUGCUGUUCUCUUUCAACUAAUGCUGACAGUUUUAAGUGAAUCUCACUACAGAGCAGUAGCAAUUAUCGGUAGCAAGACAAUUUGGACUUCUACAGCCGCCCGUGAGAGGGAAGUAAGAGAGAAAUUCAUUGUUUAUUCUCCAAAACCAAUCGAGUACAAUCACAAGAAUGUUUGUUUGAAAAUGAAUAACAGAGAGAGGGUGUGAUAGAGUGAGAAGGUGUGAGAGUGAGUGGGUGGAGAGAAAGAUAGAAUGAGGAUCAGAGGGAUAGAGAGACAGUCUUAGAGAACGCACAAGGGAUGGUGACAGAGACAGACAGAGAGGGAGUGAGAAAGGGUAUGAUUGGCAUAUUGCUAUCUUGUUUGCUUAUUCUCAUUCCAGGAAAACUUUGCGAAUAACAAAAAAUCUAGUAUAAGAAUGUUUGAGAGAGAAAAAUACAGUAUUUAUACUAACUUGAAAAAUUACCAAAGGAGAUAGAGUAGAUAGAGGUUAUCAAUUCGAAACAAAAGGAUCCUCCUUGAUUCGAGACGUAGUACACAACAUAAUUUUAUCCAAUAAGACAUGAUUUAUCAAAUAUGAAUGAUCUCUUUCUGCAAUAAUUAUCAAAAAUUAGUUCAGAAGUUGCAAUUAGUCUACAUGAUUCUUCAAGUUUUACAUCAAUUUUUAUGUAAUAAUUUGAAACACUGACCGUAAUCAUGACGAUUACUACAAAAAUUGAAUUGCUUGGAAAAUAGAAAACUAUCACUAUAGUGAUGAUUAUGAUGAGAAUUAUGAAAGAUUAUAUUGUCGUUGGGCUGUGGUCCUUUCUGAAUGUUCCAAGUCUUGCUAUUUGGGGAACGGGCGAAAAUCGCAUGAAUUCAAUCUAAGUGCUGAGUUGAGUGAGUAUUGAUAUUUCUUGUCUCUUGGAUAUAAAUAAAUCCAAUGAUCAUAUUUUCAUUGUUAUUAUCCAUGUGAUUUGAAAUUAUAACUACAAUUUCUUUCUCAUGUAUUUCUAUUAUCCUCCAAAAGAAUGAAGAAGUCAAUAAUUUACAAACUAAUGGGGAGAUGCAUUGUCAUCAAGUUCUAACCUAUUCUGAAAAUUUCAAGUCUCUAAACUUAGGUAGUCAGGAAGUGGUCAAAAAUUGUUUUUCAUAAGUUGUAUGUUACAAGACUGACAGACAGACAAGAACGAAAGUGAGUUGAUAGAAACGCUGUGAAGAAACCUUCUCCUCUCAUAUGUGAGUUAUAGGAUAGAUAAUCAAUCUAGUCUGGAGUUUAGAGUGGUCCUUCAGUAGAAUUCUAACAAUGCCUCUGCAUCCGAGGGAUGAGCAAAAAAUGGAACGGUUUGGCAACAUGGUAAACAUAACGGGUGGCCGUUGUUUUCACCAGUCUACACCAGGGAACUCCACAGGAGGUCUCACAAACUGGACUCAAGACACUAAUUUUUGACUCUGGGUCUUGCCAGAGUCAAAACAUCCGAAUCAUUAUCUAUUGAGCCUCACCUUAAGCAAGAAUAGCUUAAAUUGAAAUUGAAAACAGAGUCAUUCAUUGAGAAUUGUUAUACAGUAUUAAGGACUAAAGAAACGGGUUAUUAACUUAUAUAGCAUAACUACAGCAGAUUCAAUAUUGUGUAAAACAAUGUCACAAAAAUAAUAUAUUGUAAAAUUUCCUACUCCCAUCAGCAUUAAUAUUGACAAAAUAAACACCAAUUCUAAAUAA
Molecule: messenger RNA, 5271 nt
Organism: Nilaparvata lugens (brown planthopper)
Lineage: Eukaryota; Metazoa; Arthropoda; Insecta; Hemiptera; Delphacidae
Product: 14 kDa phosphohistidine phosphatase
Exons: 4
Coding region: 191-739 (182 amino acids)
Biological process (GO): peptidyl-histidine dephosphorylation
Cellular component (GO): cytosol
Molecular function (GO): protein histidine phosphatase activity
Source: RefSeq, a predicted model, not a curated record